Trichosporon asahii var. asahii CBS 2479 is the source of this 963-nucleotide messenger RNA. Its product is annotated as Methyltransferase type 11. NCBI's taxonomy places the organism in Eukaryota, Fungi, Basidiomycota, Tremellomycetes, Trichosporonales, Trichosporonaceae. Bases 1 to 963 code for a protein of 320 amino acids. The transcript is spliced from 2 exons. The record is from RefSeq and is a predicted model, not a curated record. Gene Ontology annotation, molecular function: methyltransferase activity.
AUGGCCGGCCGCAGACAGCAAGAGCUGCAAUCAUCUGAAAGGUCAUCGAAAGCACCUCGCCCCAACAAAUCACCCAUCAUGGUUCACCCUGCCCCCGACGGAAACAUUGCAACCGGCCUCAGUCUCGUUCCAGGUACCGAGUCGCGCCAGUACCACUCCAAGAUUGAGAGCAUCUAUGCCCUGCCCGCCGAUGGUCAGGAGUUCGACCGUUUAGAGGCCCAGCACCGUCUCAUCGGCCUCCUCUUCGGUGGCACUGUGUCUGCUCCCAUUGAGCUCAAGACGGGCUCUAAGGUUCUCGACGUCGGCUGCGGUCCCGGCUCGUGGAUUAAGCAAGUCAAGACCGAGCACCCUGAGAUUGAAGCCUACGCUACUGACUUUGCGGACACGUUCAAGCCCUCCGACGCGCAGGUCAAGUUUGUCCACGGCGACAUCCUCAAGGGUCUGCCGUUCGAGGACGACACGUUCGACCUGGUACACAUGCGCUUCUUUACUGGCGCGCUCAAGGUGUCUGAGUGGCCUGUGGCCGCCAAGGAGCUCGCGCGCAUCACGCGCCCGGGGGGCUGGGUCCAGAUGGUGGAGCCAGAUGGCACGCUCCGUUCCGAGCGCGGCAUCACGGACGCAAUUGCCGACUGGAACAAGCGCGGCAUGCGCGGCUCGCUCGAGAAGCGCGGCGGCGAGCCCAACGCCGGUCCCAAGCUGCACGAGUUCAUGGCUGCCGCGGGUCUCACCAACAUCGAUAACAAGGCCAAGUCGGCGCCCAUGAACUCCAAGGUUGGGCCUGUUGGCGCUCACAUGAAUGCCGACUAUCAGGCGCUUAUCACUACUCUGGCGCCUGUGCUCGCCCAGAGCUGGGAUAUGACCCCCGCUGAAGUCGUUGAGUGGGGCCGCAAGGUCAUGGCGGAUUGCAACAGUGUUGAGGGGUUCCACAACUUCCAUACUGCCGUUGGACAGAAGCCUCAGUAG